CGCUCAAAGUGUCGGUAAAGGCGUGGGAACUGGGAGUAAAAAAGUGUCGGUAAUGAAAUGAAUGAUGAGGCGCGGGAUGGAUGGAGCGCAUGAUUUUUGGUCAGACAGUCCAACUCCACCUGUGCCGAUGCGGGCCGCGCUGGCGACGAAAUUAGGGGCAUGGCCAUGUGAAUGACAGCGCGGGCCGAACAAGGGAUUUUGUUUGUUUUUACGCGCCGCGCCGGUGCGCCGUGACGUGUGGGCAGGGUCACUGCCUGCCUGCCUGUUUAUAAUUAUUAGAGUAUUAUAUAUUAUAAUUGCUAAUCAAGCGCCGCGGGGGCUAAUGGAAUUAAUUAAGCACACACAGCGAAGGUGUCAUUAAAGGUCAACAUACAUACAAUGAUUAAAGAGGCACGCCCAGGGCCAGCACCAGCAGUUUGACAGCCAGGCCAGGAGGAGUCUGACAGGCAGGCAGACACCUGUCGCGACAGGCACGGCGACUUGUGGUGUCGCUCUCUCUGUCUUGCCUACUACCGGUACCACGCGUGUCGGCGCAGCAGCUGCCGCUGCAUCUGCGUAAAUGCUCGCUGGACUGGAGCUGGAGCUGGACCCGGACGGCGAGGCGGCGGGCGGAUCGGAGCGAGCGCGUGGGCCGUGGCCCGUCGGGGGAACAAGAUCCUCUCUAGUUGUACGGACAAACCGGUCUCUCCAGUUGGGCCGUUUAUAUCUCAUCCGACCGUCAGCUCCAGAGAAGCAGUUUAACAGGCCUCCAGUCGGCCCACAUGAGCCCAUCCUGUAGGUCUCAUGGUCAUCUAGCUAUUUCCAUAUUACUUUCUGGCGCGAGUACUAUACGGUUUGCCGCCCGGACCACGUUUUUGGCGCGAGAGUCUACUGAGGCACUGAGCUGUGGCGGCGAUCGGAUUCUGCUGCCGGUGCCGGUGCUCUCCGUCUCCUGCUCGUGCCGGUGCCGGUGCCGGUGCCCUGCGUCUCCUGCUCGUCUUGUUGCCCUCUGCUCUCCAUCGGUUAGCAAGUGCCAAAAAUCUCUACACUCACGUCACGUCUUGCCGUGUACAGUAAGCUAGGGUUGUUCUAAUUUGAUUGUUUUUAUUCUUCAUUCAUUGGAUUUUGCUAGAACUGAUGGAUUGAAGGAAUCUGAUAUGGACAUUUCAAAGGAACAUCAAUUUGCUUGAAUAAAUAUUUCUCUUACAUAUUAAGAUGGAAGAAAAAAGAGAGGGUCCGCUUCCUAGUCUUUUACCUCAAGUUGGCAUGGAGUUCAAUACUACUGAUGAGGCUUGGAUGUUUUGGAUUAGAUAUGGGGGUCAGAAAGGCUUUGAGGUGAGAAAAAUGUACAAAAAUAAAAGAAAAUCAGAUGGGAAGAUUAGUUCCUGCAGAUAUGUUUGUGCAAAUGAAGGUCACAGAAAGUUGGAUAAAAGAGAUCAUCUAACAAAGUGUCCAAGAGCCAAAACUAGAACCGAUUGUCAAGUUCGUAUGGGACUUAUAAUGGACAAGAAUAAAGGAAAUUAUAAAGUGACUGGUUUGUUUUUGGAACACAAUCAUACCCUUCAGCUGCCAGAAACCUCACACUUGAUGGUGUCCCAAAGACAAAUUUCAGAGUUACAAGGCUUUGAAAUUAAGACAGCUGAUGAUGCAGGAAUUGGGCCCAAAGCUGCUCAUGAGUUGGCUUGCAUACAAGUUGGCGGCUCAGUUAAUCUCAGUUACACUCUUCAAGACCAAAAGAACUAUUUACGGGGCAAGCGACAACGGGAGAUGGCAUAUGGUCAAGCAGGAAGCAUGCUUAGGUAUUUUCAAGAAAAAAUUACUGAGAACCCAUCAUUUCAGUAUGCACUACAGAUGGACCGGGAAGAAAAGAUUGCAAACAUAGUUUGGGCCGAUGCUAAAAUGCUCACUGACUAUGCGUAUUUUGGUGAUGUUGUCAGUUUUGAUACUACUUUUGGUACAAACAGGGAGAGUUGGCCUUUUGGUGUUUUUGUUGGGUUCAAUCAUUUCAGGCAAACUGUGGUUUUUGGUGCUGUUCUCAUGUACGAUGAGACAUUUGAAUCUUUCAAGUGGAUAUUUGAGACCUUCCUUAGAGCUCACAAUGACAAGCAACCUAAAACAAUAUAUACUGAUCAAGAUUAUGCAAUGGGAAAAGCAGUUAAGGAGGUAUUUUUAAAAGCAUGGCAUGGUUUAUGCACUUUUCACAUUAUGUUGAAUGCUGUCAAGCAUCUAGCUGAACCAGAUGAUGAAUCUUGUGUAUCUCCCAUACAAGAUGAUGAUGAAUCUGCUGCAUCUCCCAUACAGGAAGUUGAAGACAAGAACAAAGAAUCAAAUAUUCUCUCAGAUUUUAGUGCAUGUAUGUAUGAGCAUGAAGAUGAAGCAACAUUUGAAGAUGCAUUUAACAUCCUGAGGUCAAAGAUGAAAAAGCAAACUUGGUUGGAUAGUAUUUACAAGGAGAGAAAAAAUGGGCUGAAUGUUACAUGAAGGAUGUGUUCACAUUGGGGAUGAGAAGUACACAACUUAGUGAGAGUUUGAAUAGUGACCUAAAGAGGCAUUUCAAAUCUGAUUUUGAUAUAAUCAGAUUUCUUAAGCAAUUUGAAAGGGUUGUGGAAUAUAAAAGAAAGAAUGAACUGCAAUCUGAAUUUGAAUCAAGGAAAAAAUUACCUAGAAUCAAAAUGAGGACACCUAUGUUAAUCCAAGCUAGCAAGCUAUACACAGCACCUAUUUUUGAAGCUUUUCAAAGUGAGUAUGAGAGGUCAAUGGUAGCAUGCACCACAGCAUUAGAAUGUCAAAAUGAAUAUCUUGUGACAAUUGGGAGUCUUGAUGAAACUCCUACUUUUGAGAAGCAGUACAAAGUCAUUGGUGAUCCUUCAAAGCAAACCAGUACAUGCAGCUGUGGCUACUUCAAUAGAAUUGGAAUACUUUGUGGCCAUGCUCUAAAAGUCCUUGAUUUGAUGAAUAUCAAAACACUUCCCACACAAUACAUACUGAACAGGUGGACACGUGAAGCACGCAGUGCAACAGUACAUGACAACCAAGGCCGAAACAUAAUAGAAAAUCCAAAAUUAGAUGAGAUGUUUCGCUACAAAGAUAUGAGUCACAAAUUUCAACAUUUAGCACAUCGAGCUGCGAGCCAUCCAAAUUGUUGCUUAUUAGUACACAAUGCACUUGACAUGGUCAGCAAGCAAGUUGAAGAAGAACUCAAUGGUGUUGCAAGUCCUGUGGAUCCUGUCAUCACUCCCACCAAUGUGUCUCUGCCUACUGAAUUGUUGACUACAGCAAGCCUAAAGAAAAAGGAGGUGGAAACAAAAACCUCAAAGCGCAUAAAAGCGUGGUACGAGAAGAAGAGCAAGUGUGUGGCAAGAAAAAAGGGAGGUAACAACAAAGAAAAUAGUACAAAGGCAUGUGACAAGAAAAAGGAAAAAAGCUUGAAGGUUUGUGACAAGAAGAAACAAAAAUGUUCAAAGGAGCAACAGACUACAAAGGAGCAAGAAACAAUACAAGUGAUUUCUGAACAAUACAUGGCCAUUACUUCCUUCUCUGAACUAUUGUCUGGAUCAAUGACAGAUGGCGCUAUUGGUGAAUUCUAGUAGCACAGAUCAUCCAUGGAAUAUAUGGCUCACCAAAAUGCCAUCAUGUUCAAGUAGUUCCUGGUUUUGUAGUUCAAGUGAAGUUCAGCAGCAGCUUUUGUGACAAUAUAAUGUUGUUUUAGGCAUCUUCCUGAGUCUUGACCACCAAGCGACUACCAUCUUCAUAAGUUUUUUGUGCAUUCCAUUCACAAUACAUACCAAUUUACAACACAUUGCAUGCACAUAUGGACCUAAUAGCACAUUAGCAAAUUACAGUCUCCUUCAAGAACUGAUGGCAACACACACAUCAGUAUUCUUUUGCAGUCCACUGAUGGCCUGACCACAGGUCGGCAGGGGCUGCGGCCACGAAGCCAUGGCGAACCGGUGGCAGAGAGUUGAGCGCAGGAGAGGAAUGUCAUCACCCCAUGGAGGAACGCCGUCACUGGAGAGGAACACCGUCGCCGGAGAGGAACGCUCGACGGCUUGACGGAGAUGGUCGAGGGCGGGGAAGGAGAGCGCUGGUGAUGUGGAAGCCUUGCCACUAGAUCUGGGAGCGGAGGGGAGCGUCGGCGAGGUACUAAAACAGUAGCAUCUGCGACCUGUUGGGAAGGGUGCACCGGCGCAGUACUCCGAAAGAGACUCGUACGACGCUAUCCGGUGGCGGCAGCGACGAAGUCCGUAGUUGCGGCCAGGAAGAGGAAGUCACGGGAUGGGCUCAUGUGGGCUGAUUGAAGGCCUGUAAAACCGCUUCUCUGGAGCUGACGGUCGGAUAAGAUAUAAACGGUAAGGAUGGCCAACUGGAGAGACUAGUUCGUCCGUACAACUGGAGAGGAUCUUGUUCCCCGUCGGGUUGGGCUCCGUCUAUCUUUUAAAAUCCUGCAAGCCUAGGCAGGGGGCCAAAAGCCCAAAAGUUUCUCACACUUUCACUCACAUAAUUUUCAAUUUAAAUAAAAGUUCACGUUACCUCUUUAACAUCUACGAAAAUAUGUUUUCCCUCCCUAAACUCUAAAAUUAGAUAAACUAUCUCUCUAAACUGUUAAAACCGUUUAUUUUACCUCCCUAACCGAUUAUAAGUGGUUUGCAAAAGCGGUUCUGUCUUUUACUUUUUUAUUUACUAAGAGGAU
Sorghum bicolor (sorghum) is the source of this 4669-nucleotide messenger RNA. Its product is annotated as protein FAR1-RELATED SEQUENCE 5. Gene Ontology annotation, molecular function: zinc ion binding. Gene Ontology annotation, biological process: regulation of DNA-templated transcription. The record is from RefSeq and is a predicted model, not a curated record. NCBI's taxonomy places the organism in Eukaryota, Viridiplantae, Streptophyta, Magnoliopsida, Poales, Poaceae. The transcript has 3 exons. Bases 2457 to 3566 code for a protein of 369 amino acids.